This is a messenger RNA of Cotesia glomerata, 1217 nucleotides long. It is a transcript of the gene Nubp2, whose product is annotated as cytosolic Fe-S cluster assembly factor NUBP2 homolog. NCBI's taxonomy places the organism in Eukaryota, Metazoa, Arthropoda, Insecta, Hymenoptera, Braconidae. The transcript has 5 exons. Bases 225 to 1007 code for a protein of 260 amino acids. The record is from RefSeq and is a predicted model, not a curated record. Gene Ontology annotation, cellular component: cytosol. Gene Ontology annotation, biological process: iron-sulfur cluster assembly. Gene Ontology annotation, molecular function: 4 iron, 4 sulfur cluster binding; ATP binding; ATP-dependent FeS chaperone activity.
AAUUUAAUGUAUCCAAUUUCUUCGAGCCCACAUGACUCCAACUUCACUACAUAAUAAUAAAUUUGUAAAUUGUAUGGAAAAACGUAGCAAAUAUUUAACAAACUAGAGAGCAUGACGGUGACUGUGUAGAUUUACGGGCAAUGAUUAGAAGACAAUAAUUUAUUUUUUUACUAUUAACAUUAUUUAUUAUUUAUUAAAGUGAAAUAAUAAUUGUAUUCACCAAGAUGUUAGAAGGUGUCAAGCAUAUUUUUAUGGUCUUGUCAGGCAAAGGUGGUGUUGGGAAGUCAACAGUUAGUACUCAGUUGGCUCUAGCUUUAAAAGUAUCUGGAUUUAAGGUUGGAAUCCUGGAUGUUGAUCUAUGUGGUCCCAGUGUUCCUUACCUGUUGAACUUGGAAGGCAAGGAUGUUUAUCAAUCAUCAGAAGGAUGGAUCCCAGUUUAUACUGAUGAAGACAAAACCUUGGGAGUGAUGUCAAUAGGAUUUCUUCUAAAAAAUCGCAAUGACAGUGUCGUCUGGAGAGGCCCUAAGAAGACGGGAAUGAUAAAAGAGUUUCUGACCGAUGUUGCUUGGAAUGACAUCGAUUAUUUGAUUAUUGAUACACCUCCUGGAACUUCAGAUGAACAUAUUACGGUGAUGGAAAAUUUAAAAGGAGUCAAGUGUGAUGGAGCUAUUAUUGUAACUACACCUCAGGCAGUUGCUGUUGAUGAUGUCUUAAGAGAAGUCACGUUUUGUCGAAAAACAGGGAUACCUAUUAUUGGGAUCGUUGAGAACAUGAGCGGAUUUGUCUGUCCAACUUGUUCUGAAUGUACAAAUAUAUUUUCUUCUGGAGGCGGUGUUGCUUUAUCUGAGCUGGUGAAAGUUCCAUUCCUAGCAAAAUUACCAAUUGACCCGGCAAUUGGCAAGCUAGCUGAUAAAGGACAGAGUAUUUUGAUUUCUAUGCCGGACAGUCAAGUAGCCCAAGUGUUGAGAAAACUUGUUGAAGAAUUAACAAAAAGUAAAGAAGCUUAAUUCCGAUACAUUUUACAUUACACAUUAAAUAGGAACGAUGGUGAAGACUGCCAGUUACAAAUGAAUGCUUGUACUUCUGCAUUGCUUAACUGUAUGCCAAUGAUAAUUGAAUAAUUGGUGCAGAAGAAAAGAAAAAACGAAUUUAGAAAUUAAUUAUAUUUUUUAUCUGUUAACUUUUAAGUGAAAAAUAAAUGAUUAUUUUAUAAUGUA